Molecule: messenger RNA, 1328 nt
Organism: Suillus paluster
Lineage: Eukaryota; Fungi; Basidiomycota; Agaricomycetes; Boletales; Suillaceae
Product: Alpha/beta hydrolase fold-1
Exons: 7
Coding region: 42-1100 (352 amino acids)
Source: RefSeq, a predicted model, not a curated record
CCCACUUCUCGUGCUCCUCCCGAGUCACUGGGUGUGACAACAUGUCGCCCACAUCGAACUUGCGGGAAUGCGAAACUCUGCUUAAGCCUGACCAACACUAUCCCCUGUACAUCACUGCCAAGAAGUACUGGUUACCAGAAUUUGAAGCUCACUGGGACGAUGAGGAUGCCGUCACCCUUGUUUUACUUCAUUCGACUAGCUUUCAUAAAGAGACUUGGCAGCCUACCCUGGAACGUAUCUUCAAGUGUUCUUCAUCUUACCCCCGAAUUGCAUCGAAAUCCUUGAAGAUCAAAUGUGCAUGGGCAAUCGACUGCCCAAACCAUGGUGUAUCUGCUGCACUCAACGAGGACGCACUUCGGCAGGCACCUUUUUACCACGACUUCGGGUGCCGCAGAUAUGCAGAGGCCGUCCAUAGAUUUAUGUCUGCUGGACUAAGGCUCGAACCCACGGUUGACUUCCGAAGCCAACGCCUUGUUGGUAUAGGUCAUUCCCUCGGCGGAGUUGCUAUAACUAUAUUGCAGAACCUUGAACCAGCCAUCAGAUUUUUGUCUCUCAUCCUCGUGGAACCCAUGCUCAGUCCAACUGCAGAUGCAGUGGAACCACUGCGCGAUAUGCUCAUAAAAAAUGCAUACAAACGAAGAGACGUGUGGCCCUCCCGAGAAUUUGCAUAUGAGAACCUGAAAUCAAGAAAGCGAUGUGAACGCUGGGACCCGCGUGUCCUGGACUUAUAUAUUAAAUUUGGACUAAGGGCUCACACAGGUGCGAGUCACCUGAAAGCACCCUACGAUGGUGUCAGCCUAGCAUGCUCCCGCGAAGAAGAAGUAACAAUGUACAGAGAGCCUGACGGUGCAACCAAACCAGUGCGAGAUUUGGACAAAGUAUGCCUACGCAUUCCCGUUAGUAUCGUGUUUGGAGGCGAGAAUGAUUACAUACCCCGUGCAGUGCAGGAUGCUCUAAUUGAUCCGGCUUCAGGCAGGCGUUUUUCCUGCGUCGUGCGGAUUGAUGGAACAGGACACCUAGUGCCUCAGCACGUUCCCGACCAGCUUGGCAAACAGAUAUUCGAUAUUUUGUCCAGUGCACCCUCAUUUUCUAGGCUAUAGGAUGUCACUCUGCUAUUGAUGAUACAGAUCCUCGGACAGCUUCCAUCCUCGCCCAUUCGCCUAUCGGGCUGCCAUCAUCACCGACGAUACCUCUCCACUGCAAUAGCCUGCUCGUCAGGGCAUCCCAUUUCACGAACUUUUCGUCAAGCGUCAUACUCGCCCGCCAUAAGUCUUCGACAAUACAACCCCACGCCCGCAGGGGAUCAGUUAUUGGUGGUUGAAUAUGCA